Lodderomyces pseudojiufengensis is the source of this 1656-nucleotide messenger RNA. It is a transcript of the gene ITR1, whose product is annotated as myo-inositol transporter. Gene Ontology annotation, cellular component: membrane. The record is from RefSeq and is a predicted model, not a curated record. Gene Ontology annotation, molecular function: myo-inositol:proton symporter activity. NCBI's taxonomy places the organism in Eukaryota, Fungi, Ascomycota, Pichiomycetes, Serinales, Debaryomycetaceae. The transcript has a single exon. Bases 1 to 1656 code for a protein of 551 amino acids. Gene Ontology annotation, biological process: transmembrane transport.
AUGUUUUCUAAAAAAAGUCAAGAGAGGAAUGAUGCUGCCAUAUCUGCUUCUGAAUUAGCUAGUCUGUCUACAUCAGCUGUAUCAUCCAAUUCAUCAAAAGUUUUGUUAACAAAUUCGGAACAAGACCCAAUCUAUGGAGGUUCAUCAACACAAAUAUCGAAUUCUGAAUCACGACCUUCAAAAACAGUAAUUAUUUUAACAUUAACUUCAUCCAUAUCUGGAUUUAUGUUCGGUUAUGAUACAGGUUAUAUUUCAUCAGCUUUGGUUCAAAUAGGUACAGAUUUAUCAAAUAAAAUUUUAACAAAUGGAGAAAAAGAAUUUAUUACAUCUGCUACUUCUUUGGGAGCAUUAAUUGGAGCCGUAGUAGGGGGAAUAUCAGUAAAUAUAUUAGGUAGGAAAAAAGUCUUAUUAGGUUCAAAUGUAAUUUUUGUUGUUGGAACAAUUAUUCAAUUAGUUGCUAAAACUGUUUGGACAAUGAUUGUUGGGAGAUUCAUCUUAGGUUGGGGAGUUGGUAUUGCAUCAUUGAUAGCACCACUUAUGUUAUCUGAAUUGGCUCCUUCUAAAUAUCGUGGUAGAUUGAUUGUUACUAAUGUUAUGUUCAUCACAGGUGGUCAAUUAAUUGCUUAUUUAAUCAAUUGGGGUUUAACAAGAGUAGCUCAUGGUUGGAGAGUUUCAGUAGGAUUAUGUAUGGUUCCUCCUGUAUUUCAAUUUAUUUUAUUUUGCUUUUUACCAGAUACUCCAAGAUAUUAUGUAAUGAAUGGAGAAAUAGAAAAAGCUAAACUGGUUAUUAGGAAAAUGUAUAAUCAUCCAUCAGAUGCUUUUGUAGAUGCUACUAUAGAUGAAAUGAUUAUUUCAAAUUCAACAGUUCCUGGUCAUAAUCCAUUACAAAAAGCUUGGGAAUCAAUAAAAAUUAUUCAUACAACACCUGGUAAUUUCAGAGCAUUAAUUUUAGCUUGUGGUUUACAAGGAAUUCAACAAUUUACUGGGUUCAAUUCUUUGAUGUAUUUUAGUGCUACUAUCUUUGAAACUAUUGGAUUCCAUAAUCCUACUGCUGUGUCAAUUAUCAUUUCUGCUACAAAUUUUGUUUUUACUGCAAUUGCACUUUGUAUAAUUGAUCAUGUUGGAAGAAGAAAGAUUUUAUUAGUUGGUAUACCAUGUAUGUGUGGAUCAUUAGUAGUUUGUGCUAUAGCUUUUCAUUUCCUAGAUGUGAAUUUCGCAACUGGAAUUGAAAUAGCGACUAGAGGUAUUAAUGGUUGGGGAAUUGUUGUCAUUAUUGGUAUGAUAUUAUAUGUUGCUUCAUAUGCUAUUGGUAUUGGUAACUCUGCUUGGGUCGGUGUUGAAUUAUUUUCAGAUGUCAAUGUUCGUUCCAUUGGAGCUAUGUAUGCAGCUGCUACAAAUUGGGCUGGUUCAUUAGUGAUUGCAUCUACUUUCUUAACAAUGUUAGAAAAAAUAACACCAACUGGUACAUUUUCAUUUUUUGCAGGUCUUUGUUUGAUAUCAUUCUUUUUUGUUUACUUUUUACUUCCUGAUGCUGCUGGAUUAGAGUUAGAAGAAACUACUAAUUUCUUAGCUAAUGGGUUUAAUGUUAAACAAUCGAUUGCCUUAUCCAAACAAAGAAAGAGAGUUUCUAAGUUUGCAAAAACAAACCCUGCAUAA